Messenger RNA from Cucurbita moschata (crookneck pumpkin), 1145 nucleotides. RefSeq names its product alpha carbonic anhydrase 7-like. The coding region runs from base 177 to 1001 and encodes 274 amino acids. NCBI's taxonomy places the organism in Eukaryota, Viridiplantae, Streptophyta, Magnoliopsida, Cucurbitales, Cucurbitaceae. The record is from RefSeq and is a predicted model, not a curated record. Gene Ontology annotation, molecular function: zinc ion binding; carbonate dehydratase activity. The transcript has 7 exons.
UUCUCCAUUGGAUCAGAACCUCCCCAGGAAUUUCCCACUGCUCUCCGUCUCUCUCUCUCGUUGUUUAUACAUUAUAUAUUGUUCAUAAUCUGAGAGAAUUGGCCGAAUUUCGACUCCGAUUCCAUUGCUUUGUCUUGCAAAUCCGUUUCCUCGAUUCAAUUUUCGCUCUAGAAGCCAUGAAAAUUGGGACUACACUCAUCGUUUUCUUCUCGCUUCUGCUGUUUUCCCUACAUUUGUCUUCAAUCUCGGCCCAAGAAGUUGAGGAUGAGAGGGAAUUUGAUUACAGAGAAGGGAGUGAGAAAGGGCCAAGACAUUGGGGAAAGAUAAAGAAAGAGUGGGAAGCUUGUCAUAAUGGGGUUUUGCAAUCUCCCAUAGACUUAUCCAGUCAGAGAGUGAAGAUUGUUCCGAAGCUUGGAGUCCUGAAGAGAAGCUACAAACCUUGCAAUGCAACGGUCAAAAAUAGGGGCCAUGACAUUUCUAUAUAUUGGGUUGGCAAGGCAGGAUCAAUCAAGGUAAACGGCGUUGUUUAUGAUCUUCAACAAGCGCAUUGGCACUCACCUUCAGAGCAUUCCAUCAAUGGAAGAAGGUAUGACAUGGAACUCCACAUGUUUCACCAAAGUUCUGAUCCCAAUGGGAAGAACAAGAUUGCUGUUGUUGGUCAACUCUAUACAACUGGCAAACCAGACCCUUUUCUCGCACAGUUCAGUAAGCAAAUAAGCUACAUGAUUGAUCGAGAGCAUGAAAUGGGGAUUGGAGAGAUAGAUCCUGCAGAUAUCAAGUUUGGUGGUAAUAAGUACUACAAAUACCUUGGUUCUCUCACUGUUCCUCCCUGUAGUGAAGGUGUAAUUUGGGUCAUAAACAAGAAGAUAAGAACAGUUUCAAAAGAGCAAGUGCGACUUCUGAGAGAAGCUGUUCAUGAUUAUGCAGAGCGCAAUGCAAGGCCAUUGCAGCCGCUCAAUAACCGGGAAGUCCACAUCGUAUCGACCUCUCCAAGAUCUUGAACCUGAUCACAUGGACACCAUCUUCAUUGAAUGUCAAGGUCCCUGUUUUAUAAUAUUUUGGUGAAAAAAAUAUAUAAAUUUAUCACUAUCCUUCUUAUAAAAAAUAUUAUUAUCCAUCAUCAAUGAUUUUGUUCUUCAUGAUAA